Messenger RNA from Salarias fasciatus (jewelled blenny), 2162 nucleotides. Its product is annotated as ER lumen protein-retaining receptor 2. Lineage: Eukaryota; Metazoa; Chordata; Actinopteri; Blenniiformes; Blenniidae. Gene Ontology annotation, molecular function: ER lumen protein retrieval receptor activity. Gene Ontology annotation, cellular component: membrane. The record is from RefSeq and is a predicted model, not a curated record. Gene Ontology annotation, biological process: protein retention in ER lumen. Bases 176 to 814 code for a protein of 212 amino acids. The transcript has 5 exons.
CCUGCACUCUCGCCAUAUUUUCAACCCUGUGGAUCUCGCAGCCCGGUGCCCAAACUAAACUUUCGCAGGAGAAACCUUCAGUCGGGACCGAAUAAAGUGCGUGCAGGCAGUUCAGCAGUGAAGAGGGAGACCUGCAUCAGCUUCUCAUCCGUGCGUCUCGUCUCAUCCCGCGACGAUGAACAUCUUCAGACUGUCAGGAGAUCUCUCCCAUCUUGCUGCUAUCAUCAUCCUGCUGCUCAAAAUAUGGAAAAGCAGGUCGUGUGCAGGUAUCUCUGGAAAGAGCCAAAUUCUAUUUGCUCUCGUCUUCACCACACGCUACCUGGACCUGCUCACCUCCUUCAUCUCCCUGUAUAACACAUGCAUGAAGGUGAUCUACAUUGGCUGUGCGUACGCCACCGUCUACCUGAUCUACGUGAAGUUCAGGGCCACCUACGACGGAAACCACGACAGCUUCAGGGUGGAGUUCCUGGUUGUUCCUGUUGGAGGGCUUUCUGUCCUCAUCAACCAUGACUUCUCCGUCUUAGAGAUCCUCUGGACGUUCUCCAUCUACCUGGAGUCGGUGGCCAUCCUCCCACAGCUCUUCAUGAUCAGCAAGACGGGCGAGGCCGAGACCAUCACGACCCACUACCUGUUCUGCUUGGGCCUGUACCGGGCCCUGUAUCUCUUCAACUGGAUCUGGCGCUUCUACUUCGAGGGCUUCUUCGACAUGAUCGCCAUCGUGGCCGGCGUGGUUCAGACUGUCCUCUACUGUGACUUCUUCUACCUUUAUGUCACCAAAGUGUUGAAAGGCAAGAAGCUGAGCCUGCCAGCGUAGAGAGCCCGUCGGAGGAGAGGACGACUCCCAGCAGACUCAGGGGGUGUGGAGAUGACGCCGUGGAAUCUCAUGACCUAUAGCAAAAAGGACGCCUGAGACAGAGAGCCAACUAUCAGCGGGGGAAAAAAAAACACUAGUCUUCUUGAUGAUUACUGAUGGAACUGGUAAAUGCCAACAGACACCAGAGCUGAGCAGAGAUCUUCCCAGAUCAACCAUUGGAUUUCUGUGUUCAGCGUCUUGCCUUAAGCUUCUUUUCAUUGCUGUUCAAAUAGGAGAAAAGGCUUCUUUUUUUUUUCUACAUGCAAGGUGUAUACGCUUCUUCUUUUUAAUUUCCUUUUUUUUUUUUUUUUUGUUUUGUUUUAUACUGUCCCAAAUGGGGUCUUGACAUGUACCUUGUUCGACUCGGUAAUGAAAUGCACAAGAUGUACAGUCUGAUGGAGUGGAAAAACAAACAAACGGAGAAAUGUAUCGGAGUGCCUGAUGAAGAUUAUGUCCAGUUUCUCACAGUGUUUUUUACGUUAGCGGUUUGUUUUGAUGUGGUAACUGUACGCACACACUGUAACACGUGUACCCUUUCUGAUAAUCAUUGAAAGUGGCCAACGUAAAGGGUUUCACGGCAGGCAUGCCCAUCGUUUUGUACAAAUAUUGCUCAGCAUUUUAACAGUUUAGUCACAAAAUCCGGACUUUUUCUAAGAAGAAGAGAUUUAUAGGUUGAGUUUAGGUUAAAGGUUUAACCAGUGUAAUAAUCGACUUUAAAUGCCAGCAAUCUUAAUGCCAUAGGUCUGAGUAUUUUCUGAUUUGGAAUUCAAAUUAGGAUGUUUACUGUUUUGUUUUUUUGUUUUUUUGUUUGUUUUUUUGCUCACCAUAUAGAGAAAAUCCACCAGUUGUUCCACAGCUUUAAUAUACAUUUCCAGUCUUAAAACGAUGCUGCAUUACUCUUUGGAUGGAGACAGAGCACAAACUUAUUCCCAGAUUUUUUUGCAUCCCGUGUAAUAAACUCCGGUGUGGCGAUGAAUCGAGGCCGAACUCGUCGAAAUGUGGACGAAGCAAUACUGAACGGGUGAAUAAAGACAUUUGUCGCCGGGAUGAGGACGUGCUGGACGGAUCGGGCUGGAGGUUCGAACCUGGCAUGUUGCAGUGUGAGCAGAUGACCACGUUUGAUGUUGCGUCGCCCGAUAAUGGAGCAGGAGUGAGUUCGCUGGGUGUGGUUUUUUUUUAAAAAUUACUUUUAAAAGCCUCCUGUCAGCUUCUCCAAAAGUCAUUCCUAAAAAUUAUUUCAAUUUUGUUUAUGUCUCUUUCAGUCCUUUUUUUUUGCAUGAUAUCACCUCCAUUAAAAAUUUUAUGAGAA